UUGUUUAGGCCGGUUGAGUCCUGAACCGUCCGAACCCUUUCCAUCUUCCGUAACUGUAACUUUCGUUCCUCCCUUCAAUUCUGGCAAUCUCAGAAGAGUUUCACGUCAGAUGCCCCGGAUCUCAUAACCCUAACCCUCGAAACUCUAGAAUCUCCUCCAAUCUUAAAAAAAUUUCAAUACUCCACCUUACCUCACCAGAUCUGGGCGAUAUCGGGAUCUGUUACUUUGAUCGUUCCGGCAAUGGAUUUCAUGAAGGUCUUGGAUCAAACUGUCCGCGAGAUAAAGAGAGAGGUUAAUCUUAAAGUGCUGAAGGUGCCGGAGACAGAACAAAAGGUUCUUGAUGCAACUAGUGAUGAGCCUUGGGGUCCUCAUGGAUCUGCUCUUUCGGAGAUCGCUCAGGCCACCAAAAAAUUCACCGAAUGCCAGAUGAUUAUGAAUGUACUUUGGACGAGAUUGUCAGAUACUGGUUCCAAAUGGCGUCAUGUGUACAAGGCAUUGGCCGUUAUUGAGUACUUGAUCGCAAAUGGAUCAGAACGUGCAGUUGAUGACAUUCUCGAGCAUACUUUUCAAAUUUCAGCACUUUCAGGAUUUGAGUAUGUUGAACCUAAUGGAAAGGAUGUCGGGAUCAAUGUGAGAAAGAAGGCGGAAACCAUUUUAGCUCUUUUGAAUGAUAAAGAAAAAAUACAAGCAGUCAGAGAGAAAGCUGCUGCAACCCGUGAUAAGUAUUUUGGACUGUCUUCAACGGGAAUAACAUAUAAAUCAAGCGGGGCCUCAUACAGCAGUGGUGGCUUUAGUGAUCGUUAUGGAAGCCUAAGUGGUUCAAGGGAUGAUGACACUUUUAGAGAUAAUUACAGAGACAGUGAAUUGCAUAAAAGUGCGGCAAAUAAAAAUGAAGUGAGCAAAUCAAAGAAGCCAGUAGCACAUCAAACCCGGGAUCAAGAUUCUUCCCAAUCUAACUCAAGGUCAUCAACUAAGCCAGGCCUCACUCCACCUCCUAAAAGCGCAAGUGUUCAAGCAAGUAGUAGUGAGGAUGAUUUUGAUGACUUUGACCCACGUGGAUCUUCUAAAACUGGAUCAACGAAUACGAGUCCUAGCCAGGUGGAUCUAUUUGGACAAAGCUUAGCGGGCAACUUUAUGGAUGAACCAGUUUCUCUUCCAACAGAAACAACCACGCAUGGCAAUCCUGCAACAACUGAAGUUGAUCUUUUUGCUGAUGCAACUUUUCAGUCAGCCUCACCUCAAGCUGGAGCAACAGCAACUUGUCAUACUCAGGGCAGCACUGAUCUCUUUGCCAGUCAACCUGCCAUUCCUGCCGCAUUUCCUUCAAAUAAUGUGGAUUUUUUUGCGGCACCAGAUCCAGGCUUACCUACUGAAACAAAGUCUCCCAUUUCCGAGCCUGCAAGCAACAAAAUCUUUGAUCCUUUUGCUGCCAUUCCAUUAAACAAUUUUGAGAGUUCUGACCCAUUUGGUGCCUUUACUUCUCAUAGUGAACCAGCAGCGACAAAACCUUCACAACAAUCUACAACCAGCAGUCUGAACAAGCUGGAUGAGACCUUUGGUGCCUUUACCUCUUAUACUGAAGUAGCAACUACAGAACCUUCACAGCAUUCUACAAAUAACAGCCUCAACAACCUGGACCAGACCUCUUUGACAGCUUCCAAGCCUGCUGCCAAGAAGGAUACUUUUCAGGUCAAGUCUGGGAUAUGGGCUGAUUCAUUGAGCCGUGGAUUGAUUGAUCUGAAUAUAACUGCCCCCAAGAAGGUGAAUCUAGCAGAUAUUGGGAUUGUUGGGGGGCUUAGUGAUGGGUCUGAUGAGAAGGAAAAGGGACUACCAACUUCAGCGUACAUGGGGAGAGCCAUGGGCACGGGAACUGGUCUCGGUAGGUCCGGGUUUCCCUCUUCAACUGCAAUGGGGGGAAGUGGGAACUUCUAAACCCUUGGCCAACAGCAGCUUGGAAGCGUCAAGUGAUAUCACUUCUAAAUUUUUUUGAUAUUCUUUUCUCCAGCCAAGAGUUAUUUCUGCAAGAAUUUGCACUAAUUUUAUUUGCUGUACAUUGCAUGUUAUUUGUUUCGCUCUACAAUGUUGUUCUUGUCACGUGGUCAUGUAUAAAGAAGACUUUAUGUCAAACUGUUGCUUGUUGAUUCUUCGUCUGCCCAACUCACGAUUUGCAGCUGAAGGCUGAAG
This is a messenger RNA of Elaeis guineensis (African oil palm), 2184 nucleotides long. Its product is annotated as clathrin interactor EPSIN 1. Gene Ontology annotation, biological process: endocytosis. Lineage: Eukaryota; Viridiplantae; Streptophyta; Magnoliopsida; Arecales; Arecaceae. The record is from RefSeq and is a predicted model, not a curated record. Gene Ontology annotation, molecular function: phospholipid binding; clathrin binding. Gene Ontology annotation, cellular component: clathrin vesicle coat; endosome; plasma membrane.